AUGCUGUACUUGCUCGACUACGGCGCAGGCAAUGUGCGCAGUCUCGCAAACUCGAUCACUAAACUUGGCUUCGAAUUCAAAUGGGUCCAAUCACCUCAAGACCUCAAGAAGGCCGACAAGCUUCUCUUUCCUGGUGUCGGAGCUUUCGGUCCUGCCAUGCAGUCCAUUCGUGACAAGGGAUAUGCUGAGCCACUGAAGGAGUACAUUGCAUCGGGCAAGCCUUACAUGGGCAUCUGCAUCGGUCUUCAGACUUUGUUUGAAGGGUCCGACGAGGCUCCUGGUGUGCCAGGUCUAGGUGUCGUACCCGGUAUUGUAGGGUGCUUCUCACCAUACGAGAAGGAUGGCAAGGUCAAAAAGUCAGUGCCUCAGAUGGGCUGGAAUACGGCACAGGUCGUCAAGGCGCGCAACGACGGCGGUGAUCAGGAUGCAGUCAAAUAUGGUUUCCCUGACCCUUCCUCAGGUGACAAGAGUCACUACUACUUCGUCCACUCCUACCGCGCAGCAUACCAACCCGACAAGCACGCUGACUGGGUCCUUACCACCACUCAGUACGGCUCCGAAGUCUUCCUUUCCUCCAUCCAGAAGGGAAACGUCUUUGCUACUCAGUUCCAUCCAGAGAAGAGUGGUCGUGCAGGUCUUGAGCUCCUCCGUGCAUGGCUCAACCAGCCCGGCACCAUCGACCCGAGCAAAGAGCGCCUUCUGCUUGACCCCCAACAAGUUGCUCUUCCUAGCCCACAAGACGGUCUCACCAAGCGUAUCGUAGCCUGCCUCGAUGUCCGAAGCAACGACGACGGUGAUCUCGUAGUCACCAAGGGCGAAUCCUACGACGUGCGCGAGAAGGCAGACGAGCCUUCUUCUUCCACCACUGAUACCGCUAAAGCAUCAUCAUCAACAAACUCACCCAAACGCAAAGUCCGCAAUCUUGGCAAACCAGUCGACCUUGCCCUCCGAUACUAUCUCGAAGGAGCUGACGAGGUCACCUUCCUCAACAUCACCUCUUUCCGCUCAUGCGCGUUGCAAGAUCAACCCAUGUUGAGCCUUCUUGAGGCCGCAGCAGCCAAGAUUUUCGUUCCACUCACCAUUGGUGGCGGUAUCAAGGACUCUGUUGACCCAGACGGUACUCCGAGACCAGCCAAGGAGGUCGCAAAUGCAUACUUCCGCGCUGGUGCAGACAAAGUCUCUAUCGGCUCUGAAGCAGUCUUUGCCGUGGAAGAGCUCUAUGCACGGGCUGCACAGAACGGCCAGGCGAACGAGACCAACCCCCUCAAGUUCAGUGAUGCCUGCCUUACAGGUAAGACAGGUAUCGAAACAAUCAGCAAAGGCUACGGUGCUCAGGCAGUCGUAGUCUCCAUCGACCCGCGUCGGGUCUACCUUUCUCCAAUCGAAGAAGUCGACCCAGCUCACGCACCCUGCGUUGUCUCCGGACCCGCUGGCUCUGAAGACGAGGGCAAGAAAUGGUGGUACAGAUGCACCGUCAAAGGUGGUCGUGAGGACCGUGACGUCGACGUGAUCCAACUCGCUCGCGGUGUGCAGCGAUUAGGCGCAGGUGAAGUGCUCUUGAACUCAAUCGAUCGUGAUGGUUCCAACAAAGGCUUUGAUAGGCAACUCAUCGAGCUCGUUCGCGGAAGCGUUGAUAUCCCUGUAAUCGCGAGCUCAGGCGCUGGUACUGCGCAGCACUUUGUCGAUGUCUUUACGAAUCUCGAAGCUGGUGGUAAGAGUGGCGAAGGAACAGUGGAGGCUGCGCUGGCUGCAGGAAUCUUCCACAGGAAAGAAUGUUCCAUCGACGAGGUCAAGGCAACAUUGUUGGAGAAGGGCUUCAAGGUCAGGAGAGAGGAUGUGGCUGCUGGAGCUGGUGCUAUCUCGAAGCAGUGA
Molecule: messenger RNA, 1872 nt
Organism: Ustilago hordei
Lineage: Eukaryota; Fungi; Basidiomycota; Ustilaginomycetes; Ustilaginales; Ustilaginaceae
Product: putative HIS7 - glutamine amidotransferase/cyclase
Exons: 1
Coding region: 1-1872 (623 amino acids)
Biological process (GO): L-histidine biosynthetic process
Molecular function (GO): imidazoleglycerol-phosphate synthase activity
Source: RefSeq, a predicted model, not a curated record